AUGGAGUUGGUUCUGCCAAAGAGACUGUUCGACGGUGACGCUGUGGUAGCUGAGAACGAUGCUGGAGUGGGGGUGGUUAAGCCAAACAGACUGCUCGUUGGUGAAACUACGGCUGGCAAAGAUGCGGGAGUGGGGUUGGUUACGCCAAACAGACUGCUUGAUGGUGAGACUGUUGUAGCUGGGAAUGAUGCUGGUGUGGGGUUGUUCAUGCCAAACAGAGGACUUGAUGGUGAGGUAGUGAUAGGUGGGAAAUGA
Dovyalis caffra is the source of this 255-nucleotide messenger RNA. Lineage: Eukaryota; Viridiplantae; Streptophyta; Magnoliopsida; Malpighiales; Salicaceae. The record is from the annotation of a GenBank genome assembly.